UGGGCAGGAAUGUCGUGGUGUGCAAAGAGGACUGGUGUGUUGAUGUUAUGUUUAUCCUGUACUGGCUGGUUGUGCUGGGGCCAGUCUAUAGGUCCUCCCAACCAAACAGUUUCAGCCAAUCAGGUGAUCUCUAUAAGAAGGCCAAGCCCCAGAAAGUUACAGUUGUUCAUUGAUAAACAAGAUACUGUGCCACAACAUCAUAGAGCCUAUCAUCCCUUCAGUUUGUCGGUGAAAGAAAGCAGACAGAACAUUAUUGUAAGCCCCUUCCCACACAAUAUACCACAGAUUGUGUCUCGCUAUGACAUCAUAGUGAUUCUGGAGGUGGUGGAUAAGAGAGAAACUUCAGUGAAAAAGUUCCUGGAGGAAUUAAAUAUGGCCAAUAAGAAGCAACACUACACUCUGCAAAUCAGCUCUCGUCUGGGAAGAGACAGAUACAAGGAGCAGUUUAUGUUUCUGUACAGGGAUGACUUGGUGGACUUGGUUGGUUCCUGGCAAUAUGACGACAACCAGGUUGGAGAUGUGGACGCCUUCGCCAGGGAGCCUUACAUUCUCCGCUUCAAAUGUCUCAACACUGUGCUGGAGGACUUGGUACUGAUCCCAGUGCACACCAAGCCUGACGAUUCAGUGAAGGAGCUGGAUGAGCUUUAUGAUGUCUUCCUGGAAGUGACAAAGAAAUGGAAGACUGAUAACGUUAUGAUCCUAGGUGACUUCAAUGCAGACGGUUCCUACCUUUCUAAAAAGGCCAUGAAAGCCAUCCGUAUCCGCAGUGACAAAAAGUUCCACUGGCUGAUUGAAGAUGAUGUGGAUACCACAGCAAACACAGGCAACGAUAACACUUAUGACAGGAUUGUGAUCUAUGGGGAUGACAUGCUUGACGCCGUCGUGCCAAACUCUGCCAAACCAUUCAACUUCCAGAUCGCUUACGGACUUUCUGAAGAAGAUGCCCUGAAAGUGAGCGACCAUUACCCUGUGGAGGUAGAGCUGAAAAGGAAAACACCAACAGAACAGAGCUCUGCGACUGGGAAAUAGAACCCUGUACAUGGACAGGAUGGAGGAAGUGAGUGAAGAGGUGAUGGAGAAGAAGCCUUAUCCAACCAGAGAAGCUGAAUUUAGAGAUACUGGUGCUGAAGAUGCGGAUGGUCAAGCUUAGGAACACUUACGUUGAUCUGUGAUUCAAUCUUACCACAAUACUAGUCAUAUUAAUAUUGUAUAUCAUAUUUGUAUGUCUAGUAUAGCUACUGAUCUAAUACUGAUGUGUAUCUUGACAGAAUCUCAAAUAAAGAUGAUGGAGUGAAAA
This is a messenger RNA of Oncorhynchus keta (chum salmon), 1297 nucleotides long. Its product is annotated as deoxyribonuclease gamma-like. The record is from RefSeq and is a predicted model, not a curated record. The coding region runs from base 10 to 1029 and encodes 339 amino acids. Gene Ontology annotation, molecular function: DNA nuclease activity. Gene Ontology annotation, cellular component: nucleus. NCBI's taxonomy places the organism in Eukaryota, Metazoa, Chordata, Actinopteri, Salmoniformes, Salmonidae. The transcript is spliced from 10 exons. Gene Ontology annotation, biological process: DNA catabolic process.